GGCGUCGCUGUGGAGUGCGCGUGCAGGGACGCGAGAUGAAGCGCUUAACUUGGUUUGCUCUGGCUGUCACCCUAAUCGCGACAGGUUUCGCCGUGAAGACCCCGUAUCAAGCGGUUCUUCAGCACAGCAGGAUACGAGGAAGACCUCAUGGCCCCAAUGUUUGUGCUAUGCAGAAUAUUCAAGGAUCGGAUAAGAAGUACUUCACCAACUGCAAGCAAUGGUAUCACCGCAAAAUAUGUGGCAAACCAACGGUGGUCAGCUAUGAGUGCUGUCCUGGUUAUGAGAAGGUGAUUGGAGAAAAAGGCUGUCCAGCAGCUUUACCUCUGGUGAACAUCUAUAAAACCCUGGGUGUGGUUGGAGCCAGUACUACCAAGAUGUACUCUGAAAGAGCCAAUUUGCAGGAGGAGAUCGAAGGUCCCGGCAGCUUCACAUUCUUUGCUCCAAGCAAUGAGGCUUGGGCUGCACUUCCCAUGGAAAUUCUGGAUGCCCUGGUGAGCAACGUCAACAUUGAACUCCUCAACGCUCUGCACUACCACAUGAUCAACAAACGCUUGACGUCUGACGAUCUUAAGCAUGGCACGUCGUUCCCCUCAAUGUACCAGGACUUGGAUGUUCACAUCCACCAUUAUUCUAAUGGAAUUGUGACGGUGAACUGUGCAAGGCUUGUGAAGACAGACCAGCAUGCCACCAAUGGAAUUGUGCAUGUUGUUGACAGAGUCAUAACAGCCAUUACCAAUAAUGUCAACUCUUUGAUUGAUACCGAUGAUGACCUGGACACUCUGCGGACGGCAGUUGCUGCAGCUGGUCUCACCAAUCUUUUGGAGAAUGAGGGUUCCUACACUAUCUUUGCUCCAACCAAUGAAGCCUUUGAGAAGAUUCCUCCAGAAACACUGACCAGAAUUUUGGGAGACCCACUUGCUCUCAAAGAUCUGCUGAAUUACCACAUUGUUAAGAACUUGCACUGCUCUGAGUCCAUUGUGGCUGGAACACCUCUGGAGACCCUGCAGGGAACAGUGCUCGAAGUCGGCUGCGACGGCGAAGAGAUGACCAUCAACGGCAAAGCCAUCGUCGCGCAGAGAGAUAAGCUUGGAACCAAUGGAGUCAUUCACUACGUCAAUGAACUCCUCAUACCUGACUCAGCUAAGACCCUCCUGGAGCUUGCAGAGGGAUCAGUUGUUACGACAGCCUCCAAGCUUUUUAAAGAUGCUGGUCUUACUGAUCAUCUCAUUGGCUCCGAGGCUGUGACUUUAUUAGCUCCGCUGAACGAUGCUUUUAAAGACAAGAGUUUGGCCAUGACACCCGACAUGAAGAAACUGCUGAGAAACCACAUUCUCAAGGAGAAGUUUUCCUCCAAGAGCCUUUACCAUGGACAAGAGCUGGAGACCCUUGGUGGAGUAAAACUUCGAGUGUUUGUGUUCAGAAAUAACCUGUGCAUUGAGAACGCCUGCAUUGCUGCACACGACAAAAAUGGCCGCUUUGCAAAUAUGUUCAUCAUUGACAAGCUCUUGACACCCCCCAUGGGAACUGUCAUGGACGUCCUGAAGGCUGAUGAUCGCUUCAGCACUUUGGUUGGCAACAUUCAGAGAGCAGGCCUGACCGAGCUCCUGAACAAAAAAGGGAGCUACACUUUCUUCGCCCCCACCAAUGCUGCCUUCAGUGCAAUACCCCCCGCCGACCUCAACAGACUCAUGAGAGACCCCAAGGAGCUGGCAAACCUUCUCAAAUACCACAUUGGUGAAGAUUUCCUGGUCAGCGGCGCUGUGACCUCACAUACCAGAGUGACGCCCCUGACAGGAGAUAAACUGGAGCUAGGCACUCGUAACUCCACUAUAUACGUGAACAGGGUGCCAGUUGUCGAGGCUGAUCUGAUGGCUACCAAUGGAGUUGUUCAUGCUGUUGGUGUAAUCGUAAAACCACUGCCUCCUAAAAUUCUGAGUGAUCAGGCUGAAGGCUCAACAAUCAGACGCACCUCUGCUGUGUGGGCUGGGUCUCAGGUAAUAAAAAAUGAAGAUCUCUUCCAGAAGGUCCUGAGAAGCCAGAGCAGCAGAACAAUGUCUCGUGUCCAGUAAACAUUGCUCUAGAAAGUAAAAGUGUAGUUCAUUUUAUCCUCCACCACUUCAAAAGGAUGGAAACACACAGUUCAAUAUCUUGUAUUGCGCAGUGGAGAGAUAAUUAAAGGCUAAGAAAAUCCAGGCAACAAAA
Carassius auratus (goldfish) is the source of this 2202-nucleotide messenger RNA. RefSeq names its product transforming growth factor-beta-induced protein ig-h3-like. The transcript has 17 exons. NCBI's taxonomy places the organism in Eukaryota, Metazoa, Chordata, Actinopteri, Cypriniformes, Cyprinidae. The record is from RefSeq and is a predicted model, not a curated record. Bases 36 to 2069 code for a protein of 677 amino acids. Gene Ontology annotation, biological process: extracellular matrix organization; cell adhesion. Gene Ontology annotation, cellular component: extracellular matrix. Gene Ontology annotation, molecular function: cell adhesion molecule binding.